CUACAGUAGGUGAUCUGCUAAAGUCAGUUCAAGGUUUCAGCUCCAAUUUUCCGGUAAUCCCCUGACCUUUUGCCCCUAGCUGUUUUUUCAGAUUCCGAUAAGAUGGGCUUCUCUUGCAGCAAGCAGUCAAAGCGUGCUGCUAUAUUUAUACAAUGUGCGAAUGUACGGAGGAUGUCCCGAUUAUGGAUAUAACGACACCAAGAAACGCCUCACUUAGCGGAUUUUACAAGCGGAGCUUCGCGUACUUCACAAUUAAAGAACGUCUACCGCGAAUACUAACACAAUCCAUCGACAUUCUCGUGCGUAAGAAAGAAGAGAUCGGGAAGGAGUACGGGGAGAACGCGAAGGAGGAGCUGAAGACCGUAAUCGGCGAGAUAUCGAAGCUGAAGUACGAAAUUCAAACCAACAAACCGAUGCAGGAGAUCAGAUCUGACGCGCCCGACGCUAAGCUCUACAACGAAUUCGUGCUGCAGCAGCCGAACAAGACGUACUUUACGGCGGUCUGGUUGCACGCCGAAUGCUACAUGUACAGGCGAAUUCGCGAGAUUUUCGAACAGACGCAAUCCUUGCAGUCGUACGACCUCUUUCAAAUACAAAAGCGGUCUUCUUUCGAAGCAAAUUUGGCAGCUGUGUUGCAGCUAAGCAAGUAUUUGGUGCUCAAGCUUGCCGAUGGUCAGGAUGUCAAGUCGGAGUUUAUUAAGCUUCUUAAAUUGAACCUGUGGGGCAACCAAUGUGACCUGUCGUUCUCGAGCGGUAUUGUCGAAGACUGCAGCGAUUGGUUUCAAAUUCUCGACAGUUUGCAACCGAACAUCGUCAGCGACCAAUCCGAGGACGUUUGGAGCGCCGUUUCGGACACGAACGGGUCGCAAAUAAUCGAUAUCGUGCUGGACAAUUCCGGUUACGAGCUCUUCACCGAUCUGUGUCUGGCGGACUUUUUAAUUACGCACAAGUUCGCGCGGUCGAUUCGAAUUUACGUGAAAAACAUGUCGUGGUUCGUCUCCGACGUGAUGAAGCGCGAUUUCGAUUGGACCCUACGGCAGCUGCUCGCUAGCGACGACAAAGAUAUGAAGUAUCUGGGAGAACGUUGGACCAAGUACCUCGUUGACAAAGUAUGGGUGAUUAUCGAAGACGAUUUCUUCACACUGCCUCACGAUUACUCACUAAUGGCGGCUACGGCACCAGCUCUCUACCGCCAGAUGGCGCAGGCGAAGGUGGUCAUUUUCAAAGGCGAUUUGAAUUACCGCAAGCUACUGGGGGAGAAGAAUUGGGAGCCUUCGACUCCUUUCAAUGUGGCACUACAAGGAUUUGGACCUUCCAAGGUUGUCAGUCUGCGGACCGUCAAGUGUCAGCUGAUUUGCGGUUUGGAGCCUGAAGUAGCCGAAGCAUUGUCUUCCAAAGAUCCGGACUGGGAGUCGACCGGAAAAUAUGGAGUGAUACAAUAUUGUGAUGAUAUUAGGAAAUUGGAUUAACUUCGAGUUUUAUUGACUAGCACCUGCUACAUAUCCUAAUGAAAUGCCAUAUUUUAUUUAUUGUUUGCUUAAUAAAAUUUCCUAUUUUGUGUUGUUCA
This is a messenger RNA of Photinus pyralis (common eastern firefly), 1567 nucleotides long. RefSeq names its product damage-control phosphatase ARMT1-like. Bases 153 to 1469 code for a protein of 438 amino acids. Gene Ontology annotation, biological process: DNA damage response. Lineage: Eukaryota; Metazoa; Arthropoda; Insecta; Coleoptera; Lampyridae. Gene Ontology annotation, cellular component: cytoplasm; nucleus. Gene Ontology annotation, molecular function: phosphatase activity. The transcript is spliced from 7 exons. The record is from RefSeq and is a predicted model, not a curated record.